Messenger RNA from Fusarium tjaetaba, 3477 nucleotides. RefSeq names its product ankyrin. The transcript is spliced from 4 exons. Gene Ontology annotation, molecular function: protein binding. The coding region runs from base 1 to 3477 and encodes 1158 amino acids. Gene Ontology annotation, cellular component: cytoplasm. The record is from RefSeq and is a predicted model, not a curated record. Lineage: Eukaryota; Fungi; Ascomycota; Sordariomycetes; Hypocreales; Nectriaceae.
AUGGAAGUGACUGGCCUCGCCGUCGGUGUUGUUGGACUCGCUGGUCUCUUCAGCGCCUGUUUGGACUCACUUUCACGCUUUCAAAACUAUCGCGAAUCGAAUACCGAUACCCAUGUAUCAAAUACUCGUUUCCGAGCGGCUAGAGCCCGAUUUGAACAAUGGGGAGUCAGCGUUGGCAUUUCCAAUGGGCGACUACAGCCCGAUCACCAUCGUGGACUCGACAACAAAGAGAGGGCGAAUCUGAUUGAGAGCAUCUUGGAAAUCAUAGCAAAGACUAUCUGCGAUGAGUCAAUCCUCCAAAGAAGUCGUACCGGACCCCGAUUACAGAGCGGGCAGUUUGGAGGGUUAUCGCAGUCUAGAGGCAAGCGAUUGAAAUGGGCUCUUGGUGGUAAAGAGAAUCGCACCGAGCAGGUCGACGUCUUCGAGAAGCUGGUGCAGCAACUUUAUAAUCUGAUUUCGCCAGAGGACAAAAGCCAAAAUUUUGAAGGAUUGGAGAGCGCAGCAUGGGUAGAGGGCAUUCGUCAAAUGCUAACCAAGAUCGAGGACGGGAUCAAGUCCAAGCGCGUCGAGACAACCUGCGAUUGGAUAUUUGAGAGACCUAUAUUCAAAUCGUGGCUCUCGCCAGUGGACUCAACCAAGCCAAGCGUUCUGUGGAUAAACGGGCCUGCAGGUUUUGGGAAGACCGUUUUGAGUGCUCAUAUCGUCCACCAUCUAUCGGAGGCCCUUGAUACGCCAGUGGCCCAUUUCUUUUUCACAGCUGACCAUGAAAGCCGGGAGGAUCCAUUUUCUGCCCUACGGUCAUGGUACCGUCAGAUUACAGCUAAGAAUGACGAUGCUUUUGAGUGUAUUCAUCGAACCUGGGAAAACAACUCGUCAGAGAAUGCCUCUAAAAGGGUGCUUGUUGAGUUACUCAAGGAAGUAGUGACUGCAGUGCCAGGUUGCGUACUCAUAGCAGACGGAUUGGAUGAGUGCUCCAGUUUGGGGAAGGGAGACUCAUCAGUUGCCAGGUUCCUGCGAGACGUCAUGGGUGUCAUAGCAGGCACCGACGUCAGACUUUUGCUCGUGAGCCGAGACGAGCCUGAAAUCAGAGAAGCCCUUGCCGAGGGUAAAGACGCUUUGCUGGAAUACAAGAUCGGCACGAAUGAUGUUGAGGCGGAUACUGCGGCUUUUUCCCAGUCUGUUGUUGACAGGAAGCUCAGUGGAAAAAGCGAGGAUCUGCGGUUAGCUAUCUCAGAGGCUAUGACAGAAAGGUGCCAGGGACAGUUUCUGUGGAUCAAGCUGCAAGAGCAGUCUUUGCGGAACACAAUGAGCAAGAAACGACUUCAGGAAGUGGUGGAAAACACACCUUCCGGUCUUGAUCACAUUUAUGACCAAAACUGGAGUAGGAUCAUGGACAUGUCGGAUCAGGACAGAGAUCGGACUUUCGCCCUUCUCCGUUGGACCGCAUUUACACUCGACCCUCUUUCCAUCUACAAAGUUGUCGAAGCCGUGUUAAUCGAUCAGUUUGAAGAGCUCGACCCUGAUGAUUACCCCGAGGAUGUCGACGAUGAGUAUAUCACAGGCGAGAUAUUGGGACUCUGUGGUCCGCUCGUGGAAGUCCACUAUGACGAGGAAGAUCCAUCACCAGGAUAUAGGACACUUCACAUACCACAUUUCUCCGUGCGCCAAUACCUUGUUCAACAUCUGCCAGCACCCAUCUGGAUGCAACCAAGGGACAUUAUCAACAUGGAAAGGGAAAUGAUUCAUCACACAGUGAUAGCAAGGGCCUGUGUUCAAUACCUAAGCUUGUCGCAAGUCUGGGACGAGGACGAUCAGCCUGACAAUUGUUUGCAAGACUUUCUUCCGUAUGCGGCGAGCUAUUGGACGUACCACGCCAAGUUCGGCUUUAUGGACCCAUCGCUUAGAGAUCUAUCGACAGCCUUUUUGAACUAUAACAAUACUUGCUUCAAGUCGUUGGUGAACUACAUUGUGCAAGGCGUGGACCCCUCGAAGUCAGCCUUUCAGCCACAGCUUCGCCCUUUGGAAUACGUACUCUAUUGCGGUUGGAUAGACAUGGCACAUAAUCUCAUGGAAAACGCAGAUGUCAAUGAGAUUGGUUCUCUCGGGCGCACACCGAUCUUUUCGGCGUGCGUGUCCGGCUCAGCCAAAUUAGUGGAAAGGUUCAUUCAGCAUGAUGCCGAUUUGAGCAUAACGGACGUCGACGGAUGGACAUGCCUUCAUUUAGCAGCCCAACACGGUUUUGAAGACAUUGUGAAGAUCUUGGUGGAGUCGAACGUUGACUUGUCACCACAGAAUGAGUAUGGGCUUACGCCAUUACAUCUUGCCGCGAGAGGAGGCCACAUCCAAUGCUGUAGGUAUUUACUAGAGCAAGGUGCCGAUUUCAACAUCACAGACGUGCACGGCGGCAAUAUCAUACAUCAAACAUGCCUUAGUGCUGGUCAUGCUGGAAUACUCAGACUUAUCCUUCAGAAUGGACCUGACACUCUAGCAACGGAUCAUCCAUCUAACAUGGACACACCGCUAUUUACUGCAAUGAAAACUGGCGACAUCGAUAUGGUCAAGGUUCUCCUCGAGUUUGGGGCGGCCCAUUCCUUAUUUGUUACAUCUCCUCGUUGGAGCUACCCGCUUAAUCUUGCGGCAUUUUCUGGCCAGACCGAACUAGUGGAGCUCUUCCUGGAGCAUGGUGCGGAAAGGACACUGUCUGUUCCGGAUUCCAAGGGUAACACGGCACUCCAUAAUGCAUGUGUUGGCACAGAACACGAUAAAAUCAUUGGUCUUCUUCUUCGCCUAGGUGUUGAGGGAUCUCUAGUGAUAGAGAACGAAGACGGGAACACACCACUACACCUGGCAUCGCAACAAGGCUACGCCAGUUAUGUCGAGUUGAUACUUCAAUAUUCACAGCCAGUGCACCAGCGCCUUCUGGAAAUCCAGAACAAAAGUCUCAAGACACCUUUGCUUAUUGCAGCAGAAAGUACUAUUAACAUCUUGGAAUUUGACAAUAAUAGUCCAUUAUUCGUGGCGUCAGCCGGAGGGUUCAGCGAAAUUGUCAUGGAACUACUCUCACACGGAGCAGGAAGUAAUAUUGCAGCUCCGAAUAUAGAUGGCGAGACAGCUUUGCAUGCUGCCGCGUUUUGGGACCAUGUCGAAGUGUUGAAGCUUCUUCUCGAGGUACCUGGUGUCUCUGUGAAUCAGAAGACUCCAUGUGGAUUCUCGCCUCUGUUCAUCGCGUCAAGAAAUGGAAAUCUCAGCAUGGUAGAGUUGUUGCUUUCUGUUGAUUUAGUCGAUAAAGACACCGAAAGUUGGCUGGGCCUGAGCCCCUUGUUCGCAGCAGUGGCCAACGGCCAUUUGGAAGUCACAAGACUUCUGCUCUCCAAAGGAUGUCAUAUACAGAACCAGGUCAGCAUUGGUGGAGAUUUGAACUGCCCUCGCCGGUACCGCGAGCGUCUCAUGCAGUCCUCUGCCCAGUCCAUAUACUGA